Carassius auratus (goldfish) is the source of this 2552-nucleotide messenger RNA. RefSeq lists its product as uncharacterized. The transcript has 2 exons. NCBI's taxonomy places the organism in Eukaryota, Metazoa, Chordata, Actinopteri, Cypriniformes, Cyprinidae. The record is from RefSeq and is a predicted model, not a curated record. The coding region runs from base 1068 to 2552 and encodes 494 amino acids.
AGGUCAAAGAAUGACAUAUAUUUUUGCAACCUUUUAUCUUUUAUUUUCUAUUGUUUGUGAGUUUAUUUCACCAAAAUACUAUAUUGUUCAGUUAUGUCAUUGUAGCUCUAUAGGUAUUGGGAGAGUUAUUUUUUUGUGUAUGUGCGCCCUCUAUUGGAUGUGAGGUCAUAUACUGGAUUUUAGCGUUCUUUUCUCAGUCUGCAUUCUACGUGAUUGAGAGAGUUGUCCUUUUUCUUAUGUUAGGCUGAUUCUAAUUCGAGGAUUGAAUCCUGAAUUAUUGCUCUCUUUGAAAUUUAACAGGUAUGUACUCCCAAUACCAGGUUAUGAAUAUAAUGUGUUCAUUUAAAACGUUUUCUUGUAUUGAUUAAUGUUCAAUGGCACUACAAAGCCCAGAUGUAAAGCAUGUACGUGUUGCUUUGUGCAUAUAACUGUAUAUGUAUUAAUUAUUGAAAAGAUAGUUUAUUUCAUGUUGCAUAAUGUUAAUGUAAGAGCUAAAAGCCCAGUGUGGUGAACAGAGAUAACAUGCAAUAUGGCACAUACACAUUAUAUAUAUCUAUGCCUAAUGUGAUAUGUUUAAUUAUUCUUUUGUAUUUUAUUUUCUGAUUUUUGUAUGUGAUUAAAUGUUUAGUCUGCAUUCUACGUGAUUGAGAGAGGCUGAUUCUAAUUCGAGGAUUGAAUCCUGAAUUAUUGCUCUCUUUGAAAUUUAACAGUGAGCCGAAUAAAGUGCCUUGAGGAAAGUCGGUGUCCUGUCAUCAGUGCACCAGAACACAACGCAGUAGUCGGCGAAGUGCAGACCACGCCGGCUACAUUGGUGCCGUGACCCGGAUAUCUCCGCUUCAGAUCAUCGCCAGGGUGAUCGCCGGUGGUUGCUGUGAAGAGUAGGAAUCUCUUUUGGGACAUUGACAAGUACAAGGGCUGAUAUCAUUGUGUAAAUUGUAACGUUUAAUUGCCUCUAUCUCAGCUAGUAUCAUUUUACAUUGUUUUUUUUUCAUCCCAUAUUCGCAUGUACUAGUAAUUCACAUAUUAUUAUCAUAGUCUAUCACAUUACAACUUUUUUUUUUUUCAAAAUGACUGAUGGCAAGCAUGUGCAGACACCACUUAGUGUUGGGGAUGCAGUGGGAGUAAACCUAGGGAGGGGUAGGUUUAUGAGUAGGGUGGAAAGCACGCCGGUUAAAGGUGCUGGUGUAUUAGGUCGACCUGUAUUCUCGUCCACACGCUUACGUACUGAUGAACAUUCUCCCGCACCACACAUGAGUAGGUUAGGAGAUGCACCAGACAUUGGGAGUGGCGUUAAUUCAGUGGGCCGUCCUGUAUUUUCAUAUACUCAUGCACAUUCAGAUGAAUAUUCUCCACGUCAGCCAGUGUCUAGUCCAGAUGUGAGUUCCGCAGACCUAGGAAGUCUCAUCACACAGUUAGCUCACGAAAUAGGAGAGAACAUUGCUAGCCAACUACAGAGAUCUGUUGGUAGUGCAGAUAGCCAAACCACUCCUACACUUAGCAUGAACUUAGGAUAUGGACAGUCUGACUUGAACAUGACUGGAGUUAAGUUAGUUAUGAAGACAGAUGUCAAAGAGCCGCCGUACUUCAGGGGUGAUGGAACGGACAAACACACAGUGCAUGAGUGGGAAGAAAUUAUGAGCGUUUACCUGAAUAAGAGGGGCAUACACCCGCAAGAGUACUCCCAGGAGAUAAUGUCAAGACUAAUGGGAAAGGCUAGAGACAUUGUAAAAGUUACCCUGCGCAGCAUGCCAUCGCUGCAGCCAGCUGAAAACUCCAAGCUCGUCUUUGAUAUUCUGAAACAACAUUUCAGCGAGGUAACCUACUCUUCAAUGCUUUUAGCAGAUUUUUACAACACGCUUCCUUUGGCUGGAGAAAGUCCCAUGGACUAUUGGAUACGCUUGAAUAAAGCUGUGGAUGUCGUGGAUGAGUGUCUGAGAAGGCAGGGGCGAAACAUUGAGGACCCCUCUCACGAAGUCACAAUGAUGCUGGUGAAACACUGUCCCGACCCCGCUCUUGCAAGUGUCCUGAAGUGUAAAACAGCUGAAAAGUGGACGGCAAAUGAGAUUCAGGAACAUCUCAUUGAACAUCAAAGAGAGGCCAGAACAAUGUCUCAAGCCAAAUCUUGUCGGCCAAAGAACAUUGGUAUACAUGCUCAGACAUUAGCAACAGAGACAGCCACUGUUAAUAACUCCACAGACCUUACAAGCCACCCGAAGGCAAUGGGGCUCCCAUCUUCUCCUCAGACCGAGAGUGUCUGCAUCCAGUCUCUCAUUGGCUUGCUGAACCGUGUGCUGGAGCAGAUGGCACAGACAGCAGCAGUUGUGCCACCGAGCAGGGGCCCCGCGGCCAUUGUUCAGAAUAGAUGUAAAGUCUGUCAGUCUGCUGAACAUUCAACUACUGCGCACUGUAGACAGGCAAACCUCUGUAUGGGCUGUUACAAGCCCGGCCACUGGAAGAGGGAGUGCCAACAGCGCCGGCCAAGAAUUAACACCAGGCCACAGUCAGCGCAAGCACCGCCUAACCCAGAGCAAGGUGGAGCCAGUUUAAACUAG